Salvia splendens (bonfire salvia) is the source of this 1595-nucleotide messenger RNA. RefSeq names its product polygalacturonase At1g48100-like. NCBI's taxonomy places the organism in Eukaryota, Viridiplantae, Streptophyta, Magnoliopsida, Lamiales, Lamiaceae. Bases 155 to 1480 code for a protein of 441 amino acids. The record is from RefSeq and is a predicted model, not a curated record. Gene Ontology annotation, biological process: carbohydrate metabolic process. The transcript has 6 exons. Gene Ontology annotation, molecular function: polygalacturonase activity.
ACUCUACUACACCUAUGCUACCCUGAAUCCUUCUCCUCUCAAUCCAUCUCCUUUUUUUUCAAAUUUCCAUUGCAUGCGCCACAACUUGCCCCUAUUAUCUCCCCCUUCUCUUAUUUAAACUUCCUAAUAGUAAUACUAAUAGGUAUAGAAGGUGAUGGACUCUGUGCAUCUACAUUUUGCUUUGCUUUUGGCUAUCACAUUAUGCUCCUUCACUCACUCCGCUCAACACCGCAUCCUAUCUCAAAUCUCCGCACCACCUUCCCUUGCACCAUCCAGCCCGCUUCCUGUUUUCAGUGUGCUGUCGUAUGGAGCGGUAGGAGAUGGCGUGGCUGACGACACGCAGUCAUUCAAAAUGGCUUGGGACGCCGCUUGCCAAGCCGAGGACCCGGCUGUCAUCCUCGUCCCCAGGCAUUAUACUUUCAUGAUCCAGUCCGCCAUCUUCUCUGGCCCCUGUAGAAACGAACUUACUUUUCAGAUUGACGGAAGUAUAUUGGCGCCGGAUGGUCCGGACUCUUGGCCGAAAAACAACAGCAAGCGACAGUGGCUAGUGUUUUACAGGAUAGAUGGAAUGUCAAUGCAAGGCAGUGGCCUCAUAGAUGGACGAGGCCAGAAAUGGUGGGACCUUCCAUGCAAACCUCACAGAGGCGUGAAUGGAACUACUUUACCUGGCCCCUGCGACAGCCCAGUGGCACUAAGGUUUUUCUGGAGCUCAAACUUGAUGGUCAAAGGAAUCAAGAUAAAGAACAGCCCGCAGUUCCAUUUCCGGUUCGACAGCUGCCACCACGUCCACAUCGAUUCCCUUUACAUCAAAGCACCCUCUUCCAGCCCCAACACCGAUGGAAUUCACGUCGAGAACACCAACAACGUCAACAUAUACAACUCUGUCAUAGCUAAUGGGGACGACUGCGUCUCAAUCGGCGCUGGCACGUUCAACGUAGACAUAAGGAACAUCACCUGUGGUCCUGGACAUGGAAUAAGCAUCGGCAGCCUGGGGCCGAGGAACACGAGGGCUUGCGUGACGAACGUAACGGUGCGGGACUCGGUGAUCAAGCACUCGGACAACGGAGUGCGGAUCAAGACGUGGCAGGGCGGGUACGGGAUGGUGUCUGAGGUCUCGUACAGCAACAUCGUGAUGGAGAGCGUGAGGAAUCCGAUAAUGAUCGACCAGUACUACUGCAGCAGCAAGUCAUGCGCCAACCAGACGGCGGCAGUGUACAUCAGCGGGGUCUCAUACAGCGGCAUCAAGGGCACGUACGACGUGAGGUCGCCGGCGAUGCACCUGGCCUGCAGUGACGCGGUGCCGUGCACCAAUCUGACUCUGACGGAUGUGGAGCUGCUUCCUGCGCAGGGGCAGAGGAUGCUCGACCCUUACUGCUGGAAUGCAUAUGGAGCCGUCGCAGAAUUUACCAUUCCGCCGCUCUUCUGCCUCAUCCAGGGUAAUCCGCUGACGUUGCCGGCGACCGACGUCGAUCGGUGUUAGCAUCAUACAUAUAUAUUGAGAGAAAGACUUUAAACAUAUGGUAUAAGUAUAUAAGAUGUAAUGUAGUAGUGGUGUACCAGAAUUAUGUUAUCAACCAUGUAUGUAUUUCUCAUGG